AUGAGCGUUAAAGAAAUAUCGGAUGAAGUCUUAAAUAAUCCUGAAUUAUAUGGGCUAAGAAGAUCACAUAGGGCAUCUGCUGCCCAUCAUCAAAGUUAUUUUGAUGAAGAUGAUGAAGAUGACGAGGUCGUAACGAACUCUAGAAGAAAACAUAAAAGAAGGAAUAAGAAGUUUACAGAUUCAGAUAAUGAUAACGAGAACCUUGAUGAAGAUGAAGAUGAAGCUGAAGAUGUAGAUGCUUCAUUCGAUCAAGAUUCUGAUGAAGAAUUACAAGAAGAUGAAGAUGAUUUGGAUGAUUACAAUGAUGAUGAGGUUAACUAUAGCCGUAAGAAAUCUACAUCUAAGGCUAAAAGUAAAAUUUCCAAAAAGGGUAAUAAAACUCAAAAAAAGGUAAAAGAAUUAGAUGAAAUUAUUCCAACUAGAUUUUCUUCUCGUACCAAUAAUAAGUCAGUUAAUUAUAAUGUUGAUUACUCAGAUGAUGAUGAUUUUUUGAUGUCAGAUUAUGAGAUGAAUGAAAAUGAUAUUGAUAUGAAUGGUUACGGCUCCAACGAUGAUGGACUUGAAUAUUCAGCUACACCUCAACCAGAAGAAGUUCAUGGGGUCGAUUUAAUCGUUACACACAGACUAAAAGAUGGUGCAGAUGAAAAUAUUCUCAAAGUUAUCCCUGAUUUGGAUAUCUGUAAAAAAUAUUAUGAGUUUUUUACUAAAUGGACUAACCAAUCACAUCUACACAACUCAUGGGAGAGUUAUGAAUCCCUUGGCCAAGUCCGUGGUUUAAAGAGAUUAGAUAAUUAUUGUAAGCAAUUUAUUAUUCAAGAUCAAUCUAUUAGAUUAGAUCCAUCAAUAACAGCUGAAGAUAUCGAAAUUAUGGAUUUGGAACGUGAAAGAAGAUUAGAUGAAUUUGAAGAAUUUAAAAAGCCAGAAAGAAUAAUAGAUAGUGAUCGUAUCACUUUGGAUGACGAUACUACUCAGUUGCAAUAUCUAGUUAAAUGGAGCCGUUUAAAUUAUAAUGAAGCUACAUGGGAAAAUUCUGCAGACAUUGUUCGAAUUGCUCCAGAGCAAGUAAAACACUUUCAAAAUCGAAUAAAUUCUAAGAUCUUACCUCAAUAUUCAACAAAUUUUGGUAAUUCAAGACCAAAAUUCCAAAAAUUAACUGAACAACCAGAUUUCAUUCAUGGCGGUGAAUUAAGAGAUUUUCAAUUGACAGGUAUAAAUUGGAUGGCAUUUUUAUGGUCUAAAAAUGAUAAUGGUAUUUUAGCUGACGAAAUGGGUCUAGGCAAAACUGUUCAGACAGUUGCAUUCAUUAGUUGGCUGAUCUAUUCUAGGAAACAACAGGGCCCUCAUUUAGUAGUUGUGCCGUUAUCAACAAUGCCUGCUUGGCAAGAAACAUUUGAAAAAUGGGCACCUGGCUUAAACUGUAUCUAUUAUAUGGGGAACGAGAAAUCUAGAGAAACUAUCCGUGAUUAUGAAUUUUACACAAACCCUCAAGCAAAAACCAAAAAGCAUUUGAAAUUCAAUGUUUUAUUAACGACCUAUGAAUAUAUUUUAAAAGAUCAACCUGUUUUAGGCAAUAUUAAAUGGCAAUUUUUGGCAGUAGAUGAGGCUCAUAGAUUAAAGAAUGCGGAAUCAUCUCUUUAUGAAGCUUUAAAUAGUUUCAAAGUUGGUAAUAGAUUAUUAAUUACUGGUACUCCACUUCAAAAUAAUAUAAAGGAAUUAGCUGCAUUAGUCAAUUUUUUGAUGCCGGGUAGAUUCACCAUUGAUCAAGAAAUUGAUUUUGAAAAUCAAGAUAAAGAGCAGGAAGAGUAUAUUAGAAAUUUGCACGAAAGAUUACAACCGUUCAUUCUUCGUAGACUGAAAAAAGAUGUUGAAAAAUCUUUACCAUCAAAAACUGAACGUAUAUUACGAGUAGAGCUAUCUGACAUUCAAACUGAUUACUAUAAGAACAUUUUAACGAAGAAUUAUUCUGCUUUAACUGCAGGAUCUAAAGGUGGCCAAUUUUCUCUCUUAAAUAUUAUGAAUGAAUUAAAGAAAGCUUCUAAUCACCCAUACUUAUUUAAUAAUGCCGAAGAAAGAGUCUUACAGAAAUUUGGUGAUGGUAAUAUGUCAAAGGAAAAUAUUUUAAGAGGUUUAAUUAUGUCAUCAGGUAAAAUGGUUCUUUUAGAUAAAUUAUUAACUAGAUUAAAAAAAGAUGGCCACCGUGUUUUAAUAUUUUCUCAAAUGGUAAGAAUGCUUGACAUAUUAGGUGAUUAUUUAUCCAUAAAAGGUAUUAAUUUUCAAAGAUUAGAUGGUACAGUUCCAUCUGCACAAAGGAGAAUAUCUAUCGAUCAUUUCAAUUCACCAGAUUCGAACGAUUUUGUAUUCUUAUUAUCUACACGUGCUGGUGGGUUAGGUAUUAACUUGAUGACUGCUGAUACCGUUGUAAUUUUCGAUUCAGAUUGGAAUCCUCAGGCAGAUCUUCAAGCGAUGGCUAGAGCUCAUCGUAUUGGGCAAAAAAACCACGUUAUGGUGUAUCGACUUGUGUCCAAAGAUACUGUUGAAGAAGAAGUUUUAGAACGUGCACGUAAAAAAAUGAUUUUAGAAUAUGCUAUUAUAUCUCUAGGGGUGACUGACGGUAAUAAAUUACAAAAGAAGAAUGAACCAAAUACUGCAGAAUUAUCUGAAAUUUUAAAAUUCGGUGCUGGUAACAUGUUUGCAGCAAAAGAUAAUCAAAAAAAACUAGAGGAUUUAAAUCUAGAUGAUGUCUUAGAGCAUGCAGAAGACCAUAUUACUACCCCUGAAAUAGGUGAAUCUCAUUUAGGUGGUGAAGAAUUUUUGAAACAAUUUGAAGUUACAGAUUAUAAAGCUGACGUAGAAUGGGAUGAUAUCAUUCCUGAGGAUGAGUUGAAAAAAAUUCAAGAUGAAGAACAAAAGAGGAAAGAUGAAGCUUAUAUUCAAGAACAAUUAGAAAUGAUGAAUAGAAGGAAUACCGCCUUAAAAAAAAUUAAAGCAAGUGUAGCUGGUGAUGGUUCUUCUAAAUAUAUGGGCGAAGAAGAAGAUAAUGACUUACGAGUUUCAAGAAAGAGAGCAAAAGCAAAUGACCUGACCUUAAUUGGUGAAAGAGAGAUUCGUGCACUUUACAAAUCAAUAUUAAAAAAAGGUGAUAUUCGUAAUAUUAUUGGUGAAUUAAUUGCAGAUGGGUCGUUGCCUGUAAAAUCAAUUGAAAGAUACGAAGAACUUUAUGAUGAGCUUUUAGAAGAAGCUAACAAGGUUAUGAAGACGGAAGGAACAAGAAGAGAUGAAGAAAUUUCUAAAUUGGAAGAAGAUGUGGCAGAAUAUAAACAAGCAUUAAAGAUGAAUGAAGUGAGCCCAGAUGAUAAGAAUGCUAGCAAAGUUAUUACGCAAUUGGCAACUAGGAAAAGAGAAAGAAAAGUUAAGGCCAUCCUGUUUGAUUUUUAUGAUGUAAAAUCCUUAAAUGCAGAUUUAGUGGUAAGCAGAUCCGUUAAUUUGAAAUUUCUCAGAGAUUUAAUCCUCAAACAAAAUCACGAUGAUCCAUUACAAUUUAAGAUCAAUGAUAGAAAUCCUAAACCUGUAUCCAAUUGGAAUUGUUCGUGGAGCAAGGAUGAUGACAGCAAAUUGUUAGUUGGUGUCUUCAAAUAUGGGUUUGGCUCAUGGAUUCAAAUUAGAGAUGACCCUUUCUUGGGAUUUACAGAUAAAUUAUUCCUUGGAGAAACACCGGGAUCUGCAGGUAAUGCAAAGAGCUCAUCUUCCAAUAUUGAUAAAUCUACUCCAGACAAAAAGGGGAAAGGCUCCACAUCAAAUAAAAAAGUUCCUAAUUCUAUCCAUUUAGGGAGAAGAGUGGAUUAUUUGAUUUCAUUACUUAUGAAUAAUGACGAGCCUAGCAUAAAUAGUACUCCUACAGUAAAGAAUAGGAAUACUGCUAAAUCCCCACCACUUCCUAAGGGACCUUCAAAGAAGAGAGGUAGAAAGCCCUCAUCUCCUGGAACUCCAAGAUCCGGAUCAACUGAGGCUAUUAAUAACGAGGGUACUCCAACUGCUAAGAAAUUGAAGGCGUUCCCUAAGGGUCCAGCAAUGAAUAGAGGUUUACCAACCGUUCCUGCAUCUAUGCUGAAUAAGAAGAACGUAAACCGUGACCAACACACAUCCAGUAGAGGAUCUGUUACGUCUACCUCUACGACAAAAUCUAUAACACUGUCAAACAAAUCAAAUUUCGAAAAUCUUCUGCCAGAUGCUCCAGAAUAUAAUAGCAUGGAUGAAUCCAAUUGUCGUGACACAAUGAGCCCUAUGCAUGCAUCAUUACAGAAAUUGCGUGGCGGAAGAAAGGGCCUUGAUAGAAAAGAGUGGGCCAAGAUUCUUAAAACAGAAUUGGUUGCGAUUGGGAACUACAUUGAUUCUCAAAUAAAGAAUUCUCAUACAUCUCCUGAAAAAUACCGUAAACAUCUAUGGUCAUAUAGUGCAAGAUUCUGGCCUGUUGAAGUCAAGAGUACCAAACUGAUGGCUAUGUACGACAAAAUUGUUAACGCUUGA
This is a messenger RNA of Henningerozyma blattae CBS 6284, 4524 nucleotides long. It is a transcript of the gene CHD1, whose product is annotated as chromatin-remodeling ATPase CHD1. The record is from RefSeq and is a predicted model, not a curated record. The transcript has a single exon. Gene Ontology annotation, cellular component: chromatin; nucleus. NCBI's taxonomy places the organism in Eukaryota, Fungi, Ascomycota, Saccharomycetes, Saccharomycetales, Saccharomycetaceae. Gene Ontology annotation, molecular function: chromatin binding; ATP-dependent chromatin remodeler activity; ATP hydrolysis activity. Gene Ontology annotation, biological process: regulation of transcription by RNA polymerase II; nucleosome organization. The coding region runs from base 1 to 4524 and encodes 1507 amino acids.